AUGCGCGUUCUGGUUAUUGGCGGUUCUGGCCGAUGCGGCAAGCUCGUCAUUGAAGAGCUCCUCAACCGAGGACACCAAGUCACCACUCUGGUCCGGAAUACUACAUCCAUGGGUGAUGCCCGACCCGGUCUGAAGCUCGUCCAAGGCACUCCCACCAACCUCGACGACGUGCGAGCCGCAUUCCAGGCUGAUAUCCCCGAGGUCGUGAUCGUCACUCUGAAUGCUCCCCGCGCCACCGACAGCCCCUUCGCGGCCCCCAUCACCCCGCCGCGCCUCAUGGCAGACUGCAACGCCAACGUCGUCAAGGCCAUGCAGGAAUUCGGCGUCCGCAAGACGGUCAUCCUGCAAGCGUUUGGCGUCGGCGAGUCCUGGGCCAACAUGCACUAUGUACUGCGUCUACUGAUGAGCAAGUCCAACAUGAGCUACCAGUACGAGGACCACAACCAUACCGACCGCGAGGUGCGCGAGAGCGGCGUCAACUUUGUCAUGGUCCGCCCCUCGCGUCUGGUCGAGACGGACGAGACUGAGGUCAAGGUCUGGCCUAACGACGGCAAGGGCGUGGGACUGAUGGCCAGCACGAGCCGUGUCAGUGUCGCGCGCUGGCUCGUCGAUGCGGCGGAGACUACUGAGUGGGACAAUACCGCCCCGGUUAUCACCAACUAA
This is a messenger RNA of Aspergillus campestris IBT 28561, 663 nucleotides long. RefSeq names its product TrkA-N domain dehydrogenase. The coding region runs from base 1 to 663 and encodes 220 amino acids. Lineage: Eukaryota; Fungi; Ascomycota; Eurotiomycetes; Eurotiales; Aspergillaceae. The record is from RefSeq and is a predicted model, not a curated record. The transcript is spliced from 3 exons.